This is a messenger RNA of Hippoglossus stenolepis (Pacific halibut), 3891 nucleotides long. RefSeq names its product coiled-coil domain containing 85C, a (gene ccdc85ca). The transcript has 5 exons. NCBI's taxonomy places the organism in Eukaryota, Metazoa, Chordata, Actinopteri, Pleuronectiformes, Pleuronectidae. The record is from RefSeq and is a predicted model, not a curated record. Gene Ontology annotation, cellular component: apical junction complex. The coding region runs from base 224 to 1306 and encodes 360 amino acids.
UCAGACAGUGUCUCCAUGCUGACCCUCCACUGUUCAUGUUAAACACGGUGAGGUGAUUCCUGCAGUGUGUCAUGUGUAGUUUUCUCUGCGGGUGAAUCCAGAGCAGUUCAGAUGAACACGGAUCUCUCUGCAGCCCGGUGCGUUGUCUACCAUGGAUCUGCUUUUCAUCAUAACGUAGAAGACUCGCGAUUUAUUUGGGCGACAAAAAAUAAACAGCUGGGACAUGGACUGUCACGGGACGGAUGUGAGCAAGCUGUCCGAUGAGGAGCUGCUGCUGCUGGGGAAGGAGGAUGUGAUCCGGAGGAUGAGGAGGCUGGAGAGCCGCAACAUGGACCUGAUGCUGGAACACGCGGACAUGAUGAAGGACGUGAACCGGAGCCUGCAGGUCCAUCUCCAUGAGAUCCGGAGUCUGAAAGACGUCAACCAGAAACUUCAGCACGAUAACCUGGAGCUCCGGGAGCUGUGCUGCUUCCUGGACGACGACCGGCAGAAAGGGAAGAAGGUAUCCCGGGAGUGGCAGCGGUUCGGCCGCUACACGGCCAGCGUCCUGUGGAAAGACGUCGGACUGUACCAGCAAAAGCUUCAGGAGCUGGAGGCCGGUCAGGAGGCGCUGAGGAUGGAGAACAUGGAGCUGAAGGAGAUCGUCCUCAUGCUGGAUGAGGAGAGGAGGGGAGCCGGCUCCCGGAGCUCCAUCGACAGCCAGUCCAGCCUCAGCAACCUGAAUGGUUCGGUGUCGGUUCGGGACAACGGGGAUGGUAGUAGCACGUCCAGUACUGGGAGCAUCGGUAGUCCGGACCACCACCCCCACAACCACCUGCAUAAAGCCCCCGAAGCGAAGACAGCAUCUCUGAGAAGGUCUAUGGACGACCUGUCCGCCGCUUACCUCCACAGAGGCACCGGGCUCCAUGAUGUAUCCGUGGGUUACAUCACACAGCUGGAGAACAAGGUGAGGAUGCUGGAGGAUGAAAACAAGCUGCUGCUGUCACAGGGUGCUGCUCGGACCCCCUCACCCACAGAGUUCUACAUCCCCCCAGGGCAGAAACCAGAGGCAAUAGUCCACGCAAUGAAGGUGUUGCAGGUCCAUGAAAAGCUUGACAGACAGUGUCCACAAGAAUAUGAUGAAGAUCUCAGUGAAAAAGAGAAGGCCAUUGUCAGAGAGAUGUGCAAUGUUGUUUGGAGAAAGCUGGGCGAUGCCACCGGCUCCAAGCCGUCCGUCAGACAGCAGCUUUCAGGAAACCAGUUCAAAGGUACAGUUGUCGGACACCAAGUGAAGCCACCAGACAUCCCAGCAGUCCAACAAUCCUAGUUUGGACUGGAAGCUUUUCAACCAUGUAUUUUCUUUGUUGGCUGAUGAAUUACAGCCACCUCAGUCUGAACUAAACUGAGUUUUAAUGGAUGUAUGUCUUACUUCUACCUGGAUGUGGUACCAACUGUGGAAGACCAUGGCUGUACAAAAACAGCCACUCUUGAGGAUGUGUGUCUGAGACACAGAUUGUAUGAAACAUUUUCAAACGCUGGGUUUGGGUUUACCUGCCAUCAUCUUAGAAGCAGAAGGUCUGAACAUGGGAUAUGUGGGCAAAGCCUGAUUGGAGCUACAACACAAGACGCAGUCACCAUGGCUGAAUGGGAAUGGCUGGGGCUACAUCCACAUUACUACGUUUUCGUUUGAAAACACAUCAAUCCUGCGACAGAUACGCCCGGCAUCCACACUACUACUACACCACGCCGCUUAAACAGAGAAGUUUGUAAAUGCUUUAGUUUUUGGUUUGAAAACACGGGGGCAGCAUUUUAGUCUGAACUGGCACAAACAGAGAUGUUUGGAAACUAUGAAGUAGACACACACAACUUCUGGCUGAUUGGGUCUUUUUGGUCACAAUGUUACUUGACUCGUCAGGCUCCUUUCACAUGACCCUCUUCUGGACGAAAACCAGUGUAGAACACAACAUGGAUAAUCAAUUAUAAGCACUUGCUGACCAAUUGCUGACCCUGUUGUCUUUGCUUACAACUGUUGUGCAGUUAGAUUCAGCAUUCUACAAUGAUACAACUGAUUAUAUGUGGAGGAGACAAGCUGUUUUUCGAGCGGUCUGGGACAAUUCCCAUGUCCAGAGGGAGCACAUGCACAGUGUACAUGAGCGGUCACGUAAUAUAUGUUUUCACAAAUGUUUGUAUGCAAGGGGAUUCAAGUUUAAAUGGAGCAUAAUCGUUUGUGUGGACAGAGACUGUUUGGUGUUUUCAAAUAAAAACAAAAACAACCUGUCAAUCAAAUCAACACUACCAGAAUCCUUCCCUUUAAGCCUUAAUAUUUCCAAAAUAUUUCGAAAAAACUCUGUAUUUCAAGAUGCUUUUCAAACUGGUCAAAGUGUCCCUGAGAAGAAGCAGCUGAACUUCUGCUUUGUUUUCCUGAUUCAGCUCUGCCACCUGCUGUCAGAGAGACGAGACCAAACAGCAGCUUAUUGUCCUGGUAGUGAACAUGACUGUCUCUGCAGGAGCCUCUGUUUGUUUCUGUUUGUUUCUCCAUAAAGAAAAGGAAGACAUAUAUUUAAACAGUUCAUGAGGUUUUCUCUGAUUGAUAUUUCCUUUCAUUUGUCUGAUUAACCCGGGCUUCCCUCAAAACUGUCAUUUCAUUUCCUGGACAUUACAUGACCUUUGUCGUUGUUGUAAAUGCACAGUAAGAAUGGAAAAAGGCUAUGAAGGUCUGAAGGUCUAAAUUUGUGCAGAACCUUAAUAAUGUGCACACAGGAUAAUUACCUUGUGUGUGCACAAGAUUAAAAAAAUCAUAAUUCAGAAAGGAUCUCUGUAGAUUGGCCUGUUUAGGGAUUCAAGUUAUCUUAGAACAAAAACGAACAGAAUCUCUUUUGAAGCUGAUACUUUAACUGUAGAGUUACAUGUGCAUGCACUAACACUACUGUCUCUGAUUUCUGAAACUUCUGUACUUAGCCUAAAUGUAAAAGACAGUUCUUAUAUAGAAAGCUUAUAUUUUCUUUUGUUAUAUAUUCUGAAGAGUUGCUGUUGGUCUCACUGUCGUUGAUGUUAGCAGCAGCUUUAAAACACAGGACACACACUGUGCACACAGAGCUAAAACUGCUACCAUGUCUUUCCAUGAUCAGUUUACUAUUACUCUCUGACUUGUAACUUGUAACAUGUAAUUGUGCUGUGUCACCCACAAAAAGACUGAUCAACUAACUUCACAUCUGUCUUUCAUUCAGAGACAUGUUUAGUGUAACACAGUACAAACAUUGGAAGCACAGUCAUUCUCUAUCAUAAUAAAAAGCUCUAACGCUGUCUGAUUUACAUGGUGUUAGCUAUGAGCUAGCCACAGAUGCACCACCAAUUACUGUCAACAAGUAAAGAGAGUAGUAUUUGUGACUAGACAAUUUGAAUAGGCUGCACAGUAUAAACAGGGCAGCUUGCAAAUAUUGAAAUGCAAACAUUGAAAGGUAAAUUUUAAAUUUCCAAUGCUACCAGUCUUUCUGCUAAGCCUCAUGCAUCUUGUGCUGUGCUGUACUGUACCUGAGCCACAGUGAUUCAAAUCUAUUCUCUCUUCUUGUGGGUGAACCAUGUUUCCCAACGGCUUUUCUUUAACAACAUCAGUAACUCAUGCUCAGAUGUGCACAAAUACAUUUUCUGUUUAAAUAAGUUUCACACAACCAUCGCUGGUGUAAGAUAAGGCCCUUUGACUGAAAUGUUCCUCCAUGAUGGUAUAUUUUAGAGAAAGACCCGAAGAAGCUGUUUAUCAAAACAUAUUUCCUAUAGGUUACUAUUGUGUAGCAUUCCUUUAUAUUUUUGAGAAAGGUGUAUGUAGCUAGAAAUGUAUUUUAGCAGUAUAUGAUAAUGAUAUGAGAAUGUUUUAGAUGGUUUUGAAAUAAAAAUUUAAUAUUCUUUCUUUAUAAA